Molecule: messenger RNA, 2673 nt
Organism: Candidozyma duobushaemuli
Lineage: Eukaryota; Fungi; Ascomycota; Pichiomycetes; Serinales; Metschnikowiaceae
Product: glucan endo-1,3-beta-D-glucosidase
Exons: 3
Coding region: 1-2673 (890 amino acids)
Cellular component (GO): cell surface
Molecular function (GO): glucan endo-1,3-beta-D-glucosidase activity; endo-1,3(4)-beta-glucanase activity
Source: RefSeq, a predicted model, not a curated record
AUGUCCAACAUCUUUGCUUCUGCCAUCGCUACCGACGAGCCCAUCGAUCUCUUUGAACGCAAGGACGGAGAGACCGGUGUACCCAACGGCGUUUCCAAGGACCUGCCACUCCAGACAAACUCGUUCUACUCCAACUUGCUUGUGGAGAAUCAGGACUGUGCCGUCUGGACCCACCCCUACAGCGUCUGGAACAACAAGAAGGAUAAGCGCUUUGGUCUUGGAUUGUACCUUGCCAGAACCUCCGACAGGGUGUUUGGCGAAGGCGAUCCUGCCGAGUACUUUACCCAUCCUGUUGGCGAACAAAAGCUCGUGCUUUCCUCUUCUGACUUUAAGGAGGAGCCUGAGUUCUCGUUGAGAGACUUGUCCAAAUUUGCAGCCACUGCUCGGUUUUCGUCCAAGUCAGAGAAGGACUGUCACCUCGACUGUCCUUUGGUCCAGGGCAUGGGAUUUGUUACUGGCGUCUACAGCAACUGUAUUCCAAAAAUUAGCUCGAGUGUCGGCUUCAAGUCCAUCGAUGGUGACAAGAGUCCUCGUCUGGGUACCCAGAAGUACAAGAUUGAACUCGAGGAUGGCACCCAGUGGUUCUUGUACGUCACCCUCUCCAACGAGGACUCUGUAAAGUUGGCUUUGAAGGGCAAGAACGACAUUAUUGCCGAAAAGUCCGUUGACGGUGUGUUCCAGCUCUGCUUUGCUUCGGAUGUUGAUUCUAAGCACUACGACUCAGCAGCAGGCUGUUACGCCAAAAACGCCAGUAUCGAGGCUUCCGCUGACGGCUACAAGUGUUCUUACUCUUUGAAGCUCGACACCGAGGGCAAGCUGAACAGCAACUCUGCUCUUUUCUUUGCCUUGCCUCACCAUGUUGCAGCUUUUGACUCAGACACAAAGAACAAGGCCACAUCGCUCAAAUUGCCCACCACCACCAAGGGCGAGGCCGUUGGCGUUCUUCUGAACAAAAUCACCAUGGAGGAGAAAUUGACCAUGAAGGAUGUGGCGUGGGAUCCAGCCACCACUAUUGAAGGUAAGAAGGCCAAUUUCUCUGAUAAUGCUCUCAAGGCUAUCAAGGCUGCAGCACAGGAGGAAGCCGACAAGGACGUCAGUACCGAGCUGGACGGCGAUUCUAUGUAUUUUAGCGGCAAGAUCCUCGCCAAGUACGCCAUUGUGCUUUCGGUGUGUCACAAUGUGUUAAAGGAUGAUGGGCUCACCGACAAGUUGUUGCAGAAGAUGAAGGACGCCUUGGACCGCUUCAAGUCCAACAAGCAGAAGUAUCCUCUUUUCUACGAUACCGCUUUCAAGGGUAUUGUGUCGCUGGCGACGGAAAACGAGGACUUUGGCAAUGGCCAUUACAACGAUCACCAUUUCCAUUGGGGCUACCACAUUCAAGCUGCCGCCAUUACUGCGUGGAUUGACGAGGUGAAGCCCUGGGUGACGUCGUUGGUGAGGGACAUUGCCAAUCCUUCUUCUGACGAUAAGCACUUCCCUGUGUUCCGUGCUUUUGACUUUUACAAUGGUCACAGCUGGGCCAAGGGUCUUUAUGCUUCUGCAGACGGCAAGGACGAAGAGAGCUCGUCUGAAGACUACAACCACGCCUAUGCGCUCAAGCUCUGGGGUAAAGUGGUGAAGGAUGAGAACAUCGAGAGAAGAGCAGACCUCAUGUUGGCGAUCAUGAGCAGAUCCAUGAACAGCUACUUUUUGAUGGCAGACGACAACAAGGUGCAGCCUCUGAAGUUUAUUGGCAACAAGGUCACUGGUAUCCUUUUCGAGAACAAGGCCCACCACACCACCUACUUUGGCACCAACGAGGAGUACAUUCAGGGUAUCCACAUGAUCCCCAUCAGUCCUGUUUCGUCGUUCAUCAGAAAGCCCGGGUUUGUCAAGCAGGAGUGGGAGCAGAAGCUCAAGAACCUUGUGGGUAACUUGGACGACGGCUGGAAAGGCAUUUUGAUGUUGAAUGCUGCCUUGUUUGAUCCAGAUACGGCCUGGAAGUUUUUCAGCUCGUCUGACUUCAACAAGAAGCAUUUGGACGACGGUCAGUCCAAGACAUGGUCGUUGGCCUACUGUGCCGGAGACGAUGCUGAUAUCUACGAUCGGCUUGUGAUCCGGCAGAAGCAGAAGACCAAGAGGCCGAAGAAGCAGGAGGAUCCUUAUGACGAUACUGAGAGGGUUCAGCUUCAUGAGAGACUAGAGAGGGUUCAGAACAAGGGGAGGGAGAAGAAGGAAAGGAAGAAGGUGGAGCCCAUUGACGAUGCCGAAGAUCGUCCAGCAUUGGUUGAAUCCGCAGAAUUGGCCAAUGAAAGGCUGGUGUACUCAAUUCCCAAUGUGAAAAGCAGGUGCCGUGAGAUGCUAGACAAAUACGAGGAUUUGGAGCUACACCUUUUGUUUGCGGAUAAGCUGGUGAAUGACGAGUUCAGGCGGUACCUAGGGCUAGUGGCUUCGGAUUCACACGAAGAUCCUGGCCUUUCCAAGAUUCGAGAAGCCCUCUUCGUGAAGGUACUCAAGGACAGUAUAGCCAAGCAAGAUGCGAAAAAGAGCAUGAAAGAGAGGUUUGUGGAGAGGUACAGCAGCCGGGAGGAGGCAAUUGAGGAGAAGCGAGAUCCAAGGAGUAUUCGGAGGACGGCCAAAAAGUUCAAAGUGCCUCCCAGCCUAAAACAGCUUCUUGAGGGUAAGCCCGGUUAA